ACUGGUCCUGCAUGCAAGGUGGGAGAGUCCGGCCGGACCCAGCCAGCGUCCGGCAGGUGGCUUCCUCGACCUCAGACGGAGAAAGUCGUCUGACAGCACGCUUUCACCUCGUCAAGAAGAGAUGCUUGGACGUCUGCAGGUCUAAAGAUUCGUUGAUUAGUUCUCCAGACGCGUGAAGAUGUGGGAGCUGGUAGGAAAGCUGGCCGUGGUGUUGUUUGUGGCGCGGAUAGGGUGGUCGCUGCUGAAGGGGAUAUACGGGUCCUUCUUGGGAGCUGCUCUCCGUCUUAACCUCAACCUCAAGAAGACUGGCGAGUGGGCAGUUAUUACUGGAGCGACAGAUGGUAUUGGCAAAGCUUACGCAUUUGAAUUUGCCCGUCUUGGAUUUAAGGUUGCCCUAGUCAGUCGGAAUCCUUUCAAGCUUCAGAAUGUGGCAGCGGAGAUCAACAGCAAGUAUGGUACUGAAACAAAGAUUGUUGAUGUUGACUUCACCAAAGAAGAUAUUUACAAUCGAUUGGAGUCUGAACUUGGGAAAAUGGAUGUUGGCGUCCUGGUGAACAAUGUUGGCAUGAGCUAUGAAUAUCCAGAAUAUUUUACAGAGAUUUCUGAGUGUCAAAAGAUGUGUGACCAGUUAAUCAACUGUAAUAUAAAGUCAUUAACUCACAUGACUCGCAUCAUACUACCUGGCAUGGCAAAAAGGAAGAGAGGCCUCAUCAUGAACUUGUCAUCUGUAUCAUCUACCAUUCCAGCCCCAUUGCUUGCUGUAUAUGGAGCAUCCAAGGCAUAUGUGCAGAGCUUCAGCGAGAGCCUUGGCACAGAGUAUGGUAGUAAGGGCAUUACUGUGCAGUGUGUAAUGCCGGGUUUUGUGGUUUCCAACAUGUCCAAGAUCAGACGACCCACCCUCAUGGCUCCCUCACCUACAGCAUAUGUAAAGUCUACUUUAAGAACUGUUGGUAUUGAAAAAUGUACUGCUGGUUAUUUCAUGCACAAGAUACAGCUCUACUUCAUUGAAGUAGCAAAGAUGCACUUUCCUGGGUGGAUCCUUACAUACAUUGUGUUCCGGCAGCUGAAAGCCUUCAACAUUAGGGCUCUCAAGAAGAGGCAAAAGCAAGCCAAAGCAGAGUGAGAUCAGUUUUGUUGUAAAGUGAGGCACAGUUUAAGAAAGUUAUUAUUAAUUGUUCCCUCCAGGUCAUUAGUAACUGAUUUACAUUAAUUGCCACUGAAAAUGUGUACAGUACUAGUAUUUAUCUUAUUCAACUUUGUUUACAGAAACUAACACAAGUCUAGUGAGGAAUAUGUGAAGUAAUUCUUAGCAUACUAAGUCAACUCAGGUCAGUGUUGUAAUCUGUGAUGUGCAGUUUGAGAAGUAAGCGAUCAGUAAUCACAUUGCAGUAAUGGGGGAAAAGUCUUAAAUACUGUAUAUAUAUAUAGUAUUGUAAAAAAUGUAUCUGCUGUAUGUAACUCUGCCACAAUUUUUCACAAUACAGGUAAUUACAUUUUAGAAGAUGAAUUAAUUUAUACAGUAUCAAGAAGUGUUUGGUUAAUAUUAAUUCUAACUUUGUAGUAAUGUUUCCUAAUCAACUUAUCUGCACGUAAUGUUUCAUAAUCAACUUUAUCUGCACGUAAUGUUUCAUAAUCAACUUUAUCUGCACGUAAUGUGUCAUAAUCAACUUUAUCUGCACGUAAUGUGUCAUAAUCAACUUUAUCUGCACGUAAUGUGUGAUUUCUUAAAAGUUAAUCAUAUGUUAAUGCUGUUUAUGUAGUACUUCUGAAAACAUAACACUUAAAUUAAAUGUUAUAAAUAGUUUUGUAUUGUUUUUACAUUUACAGUCAAUAAUGUACAAAAAAUAAAUUUUGUUGUAAAGA
Messenger RNA from Procambarus clarkii (red swamp crayfish), 1863 nucleotides. RefSeq names its product hydroxysteroid 17-beta dehydrogenase 12 spidey (gene spidey). Gene Ontology annotation, molecular function: oxidoreductase activity. Gene Ontology annotation, cellular component: endoplasmic reticulum. Lineage: Eukaryota; Metazoa; Arthropoda; Malacostraca; Decapoda; Cambaridae. The record is from RefSeq and is a predicted model, not a curated record.